AUGAAUUUCUACUAUUUCAUCGUUUUUUUCCUUCAUAUUCAAUUAUGUUUAAGUUCUGGUAAAUUUGAAAUUGAAUUAGAACGUUUAAUUAAUCGAAAAGGUUUAAAUAUAAAUGGUACAUGUUGUAGUGGACCUGAUCGAUUUUUUACAUGUAUACAACCAUGUAAAACAUUUAUUCGUUUUUGUUUACGUAAUCAAAAUCCUAAUUUGGAUAAUAUUAAUCGUCCAUUAAUAUUAAAUAAUCAAGAAUGUACAUAUGGUUUUGAUGAAACACCAAUACUUGGUGGAAAUAAUAUUGAUUUUACACGUUUACCAAAACAAGUUAAUCUUAUUGUUUUACCAUUUAAAUUUAGUUGGAUGGGAGAUUUUGUUCUUCAUAUUGAUAUAUUUAAUGAUAAAACUUAUGAUGGACAACCAUAUCCAGGUAGUGUACGUGAAUUAAUUAUGUCAACAACAAUACGUUCAAUAAUAUAUCCAAAUUCAUCAUGGCAUCAUUCUCAAACAAUUGAUUCAUCAUUAACUUCUCAUGAAUUUUCUUUUCGUUAUCGAGUAUCAUGUUCAACAAAUUUCUAUGGUUCACAAUGUUCACGUUUCUGUUCUCCACUUUCAAUACAUUCAAGAUGUGAUACUCAAACAGGUGAUAUUAUAUGCCAACAAGGAUGGACUGGAAUUGAUUGUAAUAAAGCUAUUUGUCGACAAGAUUGUCAACAUGGUCAUUGUCUUAAUCAACCGGGUCAAUGUAUUUGUCAUCAUGGGUGGACAGGAAUUAAUUGUGAAAUUCCAAUAAAACAUUUAAUAAAAAAUUCUAAUGAAAAUAUUAAUUGUAAAAAUGGUGGAAAAUAUCUUGAAUCAAAAUGUCAAUGUCCAUUAGAUUUUCAAGGUUUAUUAUGUGAAGAACGUAUUUGUUUAAAUGGUGGUUUAAGUUCAUUAGAAAAAUGUAUUUGUCCACCAGGUUAUCAAGGUAAACAAUGUGAAAUUGAAUUAAAAUGUCCAAUAUGUCGUAAUAAUGGUCGAUGUGAAGAUAAUAAAUGUAUAUGUUCAAAAGAAUUUAUUGGACAAUAUUGUGAAAUUGAUAUACGUCUUAUACAAAAAAAAGAACAAAAAAUUUUUACAUUUGAAUUUAUAAUUAUAUUAUUAUUUAUAAUUAUAUUUCUAAUAAUAUUAAUAAUUAUAACAUAUUUAUUUUAUAAAUAUUAUAAUCAACGACAAAAACAAAUUAAACAAAUUAAAGAAAUAACAUUAGAAAAAAUUUGGACAAUUGAAAGUUCAUCAACAAAUAUAUUUAAAGAAUCAAAUGAUAAACUUUUAGAAAAAAAAGAUAUUAAUUUAAAAUUAAAACAAAUUGAUAUUCAAGCUUCACUUGUAUAA
Rotaria sordida is the source of this 1368-nucleotide messenger RNA. NCBI's taxonomy places the organism in Eukaryota, Metazoa, Rotifera, Eurotatoria, Philodinida, Philodinidae. The record is from the annotation of a GenBank genome assembly.